Dioscorea cayenensis subsp. rotundata (Guinea yam) is the source of this 989-nucleotide messenger RNA. RefSeq lists its product as uncharacterized. Lineage: Eukaryota; Viridiplantae; Streptophyta; Magnoliopsida; Dioscoreales; Dioscoreaceae. Gene Ontology annotation, biological process: vacuolar proton-transporting V-type ATPase complex assembly. The record is from RefSeq and is a predicted model, not a curated record. The transcript is spliced from 4 exons. Bases 63 to 695 code for a protein of 210 amino acids. Gene Ontology annotation, cellular component: endomembrane system.
CCAGUCACAAACCCAAUCAUAACUUUGAGAUUGGGCCUGAAAGCCCGGGAUUUCCCACUUCGAUGGCCGGAGAACGAACUCGCGAGGGCGGCGACGAUGGUGGCCUCGUCGUUAACAACAACGAGACGCUUCGAUCCUUCCUACGCUCCGCCGCCGAUGACCACGAUCACCUCACGCCUGAACUCCGCCACCUCGCUUCGGAUCUCUGUUCGCAGAGCUCCAUCCCUUAUCGAUCUCUCCGCACUGUCUGGUUCGCUCUCCCCUCCGGUGACCGCCCGGCCCUUCGCCGCCUCUUUGCUGGCGCCGAAUUUGUGUUUUCGAGUCCUAAGCCUAGGGAGAAGAGCGAGGAGCUGAAGGAAAGGCUGCGAAAGUUGGAGGAGCUGGCGGAGACGAAGGCGUAUGCGGACCUCGUGAAAGAUAUCGCUCCCAAGAAGGAGAAUGUGGAGCCAUUCUCUUCAUACAAGGAUCAGAUUGGAUUUGGUAUGCAUGUUGUGCUGAUGAUGUUUACAGGCUAUUUAGUUGGAUAUGCUACUUUCAGAGCCCUAUUCAAUCACAGUGCUGUAAUGAAUGUUGCUGGGGGCAUCUUAGGGUUGGUGAGUGGUAUGCUUCUUGAAACGGUUCUUUUUAUUAUUAGGACUUCCAACCGAAGUAUUGCAUCUUCCAAGUCUACAUCAAAGCUAAAGAAAAAUCAAUAAUGUUGUCGUUUAGUGGGUAUGCUACUUAUUGCUGUGAAUGAUAAAGGCUCUUUUGGCAUUUUAUAGAGCAUUUCUAUAUUGUCUUUUGUUUGUAAUUUCUGCUUAUCUGUGUUUGAGUCGAGACAAAACACAGAUCAUAGUGUACAUUUUGUUAAACCAUAUCCAGAGAAAUGCUCAUGAAUGUUAGCAUUCAGCAUUUUGAUGUUUAUAUUUCCAUUUGAAGUUCAGUUUAUGCAGAUGAAUAGCUUAGUGGUGACAUGCUAAAAUUGAUUAUUAAUUAAAAUUGAUUGUUAA